CCUCAACUACCAAUCUCAAACUCUUUCCAUCUAUAAAUAACCUCUCUAUUUUCUAACCCUAACCAUAACACAAAUACACCAAAAAAAAAAAAACAGAAAGUAACAUGAGAUCUCUCUUAUUAGCCGUGUGCCUGGUUCUUGCUUUACACUGCGGUGAAGCAGCCGUGUCUUGCAACACGGUGAUUGCGGAUCUUUACCCUUGCUUAUCCUACGUGACUCAGGGCGGACCGGUCCCAACCCUCUGCUGCAACGGUCUCACAACACUCAAGAGUCAGGCUCAAACUUCUGUGGACCGUCAGGGGGUCUGUCGUUGCAUCAAAUCUGCUAUUGGAGGACUCACUCUCUCUCCUAGAACCAUCCAAAAUGCUUUGGAAUUGCCUUCUAAAUGUGGUGUCGAUCUCCCUUACAAGUUCAGCCCUUCCACUGACUGCGACAGUAUCCAGUGAGACAAGCAGAAAAUCUUAAAGGAAGCUACUACAAGAACUAUAAUAACCUAAUAAUUAAUAAAUGAGGGCAUUGGUUUGCUAGUUGCUAAUUGAUCAGUGAUGUAUUGUCAUUUUGAAUGUUCUAAUAUCAGCAGGCACUUAUCUCUGAAACAUUCUCCAUGCUUCCACCCUAUACACAUACAAUUAUUGAAAAUGCGUUAGUAAACACUCAAAAAUCUCGAUCAACUGUGAAAAAUAUAUAUUUGUUUAUGUUUACUAACCAAGAAUUCAUAAACAAACU
This is a messenger RNA of Arabidopsis thaliana (thale cress), 726 nucleotides long. It is a transcript of the gene LTP6, whose product is annotated as lipid transfer protein 6. Lineage: Eukaryota; Viridiplantae; Streptophyta; Magnoliopsida; Brassicales; Brassicaceae. Gene Ontology annotation, molecular function: lipid binding. The record is from RefSeq and is marked reviewed. The transcript is spliced from 2 exons. Gene Ontology annotation, biological process: lipid transport. Bases 105 to 446 code for a protein of 113 amino acids.